Messenger RNA from Lytechinus pictus (painted urchin), 4353 nucleotides. RefSeq lists its product as uncharacterized. The coding region runs from base 1 to 4353 and encodes 1450 amino acids. The record is from RefSeq and is a predicted model, not a curated record. Lineage: Eukaryota; Metazoa; Echinodermata; Echinoidea; Temnopleuroida; Toxopneustidae. Gene Ontology annotation, molecular function: nucleic acid binding; zinc ion binding. The transcript has a single exon.
AUGGCAGAUCGUAAAAGCCACAUAAGAGAGAAAGGUCUAUGUUACGGCUGCCUAAAGUAUGGUCACAUGUCUAAGGCUUGUAGGCGACGAAGUACCUGUGACAUCUGCAAAGGACGACAUCCAUCUCUACUACAUGAAAACAGAAAUAGACCAGAACCAAAGAAGGAACUAGAGGUAGAUCCAAGACCCAAUGAAACUCAGUCGUCAUGGUCUCAUGCUUCAUUUAGCCAACACUCUGACGCUGGAUUGACCAUUACGAAGAGUACAAUGAUAGUUCCUGUCUGGCUUUCUCACUCAACCACAUCGGAUGAGCGAAUGAUCUAUGCAUUACUUGACACUCAAUCCGACACCACGUUCCUGCUAGAGAAAACCAAGAAUGAGAUGAAUUUGCAUGGAACUCCUGUAAGUCUCCUUCUUUCAACGAUGUCAGCUAUGGAUGAAAGAGUACCAAGUGAACGCAUUGAGGGUCUUUCUAUCAGGUCAUUUGAUGGAGAACAGAGGAUAGCUUUACCAUCAACCUAUACCAGACAGUUCAUACCAGCAAAUCAUGAUCACAUACCCACUCCAGAGAUGGCGACCAGUAUCCCUCACCUUUCCAAGAUUUCACAUAACCUAUUGCCCUUACAAGAUUGUGAAAUUGGUUUGUUAAUUGGGUACGACUGUGCUAGAGCCCUCAUACCAAGAGAUGUCAUUCCUCCUGAUCAUGAUAGGCCUAAUGGUCCAUAUGGCCUAAAGACAGACUUAGGAUGGAGCAUUGUGGGUACUGUGAAAGAAAUUGAACACAACUUUGAGGAUGAUCCAGUUGGUGUAAGUCAUCGAUUGACAGCCUGUGAGAUUCCUGCUGAGCUAAAAACAGGAAACAAGGAUGUGUUGUUUGCUCAUAACACAUCAGUCAAGGAAGAGAUCACCCCUGCAAGAGUGACAAGAUUGAUGGAAGCUGAUUUCCUUGAUACCAAGGCUGAAGGAGUGGCAUACUCACAAAAUGACGUCAAGUUUAUGAACAUUAUGAGAGAUGAGCUUCACAAAUUAGACGAUGGGCAUUAUGAAAUGCCUUUGCCAUUCAAGGAUGAGAAGCCAAAGUUGCCGAAUAACAGAGUUCUUGCGAAGGGACGACUUGAUCAUCUUGGAAGAAAGUUCAAGCAAAAUGAUGAGUAUCGCAAGAAGUACACCAAGGUAAUGGAAACUCUUCUGGAGAAGGGUUAUGCGGAACCAGCACCAGAUCAUAACACAGAUGGUAAAGUGUGGUAUAUCCCACACCAUGGGGUAGUUCAACCAAAUAAACUGAGAGUUGUAUUCGACUGCAGUGCGAAAUGCAAAGGAGAGUCGUUAAAUUCGCACCUACUCACAGGACCAGACUUGACGAAUAAAUUAGUCGGAGUACUCUGUCGCUUCAGACUGGAUCACAUCGCAUUCAUGUGUGACAUUCAAGAAAUGUUCCACCAGUUCAGAGUCAACUUGGAAGACAGAGAUUAUCUCAGAUUCCUCUGGUGGAAGGAUGGUAAUUACGACGAAGUACCAAAUGAAUUCAGGAUGAAAGUACAUCUAUUUGGAGCAGCCUCCUCACCGGGAUGUGCCAACUUUGGUCUCCGACAAACUGCUUCAGACCAUGCUGCUGAGUUCGGUGAAGAUGUAAGAGACUUCAUUCAUCAAGAAUUUUACGUGGACGAUGGUUUGAAGUCCUUGCCUACAGUACACCAAGCUGUAGAUCUGAUAUCCAGAACCAAGAAACUAUGUGAGAAGGGAGGUCUCCAUCUCCAUAAGCUUGUAUCUAAUUCAAGAGAGGUACUGCAAACGGUUCCAGAAGAAGAUAGAGCAAAGACCGUCAGAGAGAUUAAUCUGCUUCAUGACGACCUACCACUAGAGCGAGCUCUUGGAGUCCAGUGGUGUGUUGAAUCUGACUCGUUUAACUUCAGAAUCACACUUCAGGACAAGCCACUAACCAGACGAGGGAUACUUUCUACAGUUAUGUCUAUUUACGAUCCCUUAGGAUUGUUAGCACCAAUAGUGCUUACAGGAAAGAAGAUUCUCCAGGCACUCUGCAAGCUGUCCACAGACUGGGACGAUCCUCUUCCAGACGAUCUUCGAGUAAAGUGGGAAAAUUGGAGAAAGGACAUACUACAACUUGAAUCCAUCUCAAUCCCUAGGUGCUACAAACCUACUAACUUCAAGUCAAUAAAGUCAAUACAAUUUCACUACUUUACUGAUGCAAGUACCUCGGGAUAUGGUCAAUGUACUUACAUGAGACUAACUGAUGUAAACGAUAAAGUACAUUGUACAUUAGUAAUUGGAAAAAGCAGGGUGGCACCCUCGAAGUCUGUAACAGUACCUCGCCUGGAAUUGACUGCUGCUGUUGUCGCCGCUAAGGUUAAGAAAUUUCUGGAAGCAGAGCUUAAAUUUGAUGAUGCAGAACAUGUGUUCUGGACUGACAGCAGAGUCGUGCUUGGCUACAUAAAUAACACUGACAAACGCUUUCACGUAUUUGUAGCCAACAGGAUUCAACAGAUCCGGGACUUUUCCAGACCUUCAGAGUGGAAGUACAUUGAGUCAAAAAAUAACCCUGCUGAUGAAGCAUCCAGAGGUCUAACAGUUAAUCAGCUAAAUGACUCAAAAUGGCUACAUGGACCAAAAAUGCUAUGGGAACAGUCAAUUCCCACAUAUGAAGUUAAAGAGACAUUCGAUGUUCUUCCCAAUGACCCAGAGGUGAAAAGGUCUCAAGUACAUGUCUCUCAAUCCAGAGAAGAUGGGUUCGACUUGCACAGACUUCAACGUUUCUCUAGUUGGCUUGUAGCAAGGAAGGCUGUUGCAUAUUGCCUGAUAUUCAUCUCACGUUUGAAACAACGCUGCAGAGAGAGACAUGCCAAGAAAGCAAAGGACGAUCCAUUAACCAAGGCUAAUGUUGCAGUGCUGGAUCUCCAUCAAGCAGAGAUUGAAAUUCUGAAGCAUGUUCAAAGAGAAGCAUUUGGAGAUGAAAUCCAGAUUCUGAAAUCUAUCCAAAAUGAUCAGGGUCUUACUGAAAGAAAGAGGAAGCGUCAGAUAAAGAAAGCUAGCCGUCUCCAUGGUCUAGAUGCCUUCCUAGAUAAAUAUGAUAUCCUGAGGGUAGGAGGACGGAUUCGAAGAGGUGAUGAUUCGUACAUAAGGAAGCAUCCCGCAAUCCUUCCUCAAAGCCACCAUAUCACAGAAAUAAUUCUUCGUCAUUGCCAUGCAUUGACAGCACAUCAGGGUAGAGGCAUGACGCUAAAUCAAAUCAGAGAGAAUGGAUUCUGGGUUCUUGGAGGCAGUAAUCGAGUAUCAAAACUCAUACGGAAAUGUGUCAUAUGCCAGAAACUACGAAGUCCAACUCAAAUCCAAAAAAUGUCAGAUCUUCCUUCCGACAGAGUAACAGAGGCUCCACCAUUCACAUAUUGUGGGAUGGACUGUUUUGGACCUUGGAUGAUUAAGGAAGGUAGAAAGGAUUUGAAGAGAUACGGUCUUAUCUUCACAUGUAUGGCCUCUCGGGCGGUACACAUCGAGACACUCAACAGCUUGACUACUGACUCAUUCAUUCAAGCAUUUCGUCAUUUCACAGCUCUCCGAGGACCAGUUCAACAACUAAGAUGUGAUAGAGGGACAAACUUCGUCGGAGCGGAGGCAGAACUAAAAAGGGCCUGGCAUGAAAUGGAUCAUCAGAAGGUAAAGGACUGCCUUCUCAGUGACGGAUGUGAUUAUGUUCACUUUAUCUUCAACGUUCCCUCUGCCAGCCACAUGGGAGGAGUAUGGGAGCGGCAGAUACGCUCUAUUCGCAGUGUUCUAGAUACUCUCCUGUACCAAUCUGGAAGGCAGCUGGAUGAUGAAUCACUACGAACCUUGAUGUGUGAGGCUUCAGCUAUCAUCAACAGCAGACCAUUGACAGUAACUCAUCUCAAUGAUCCAACGUAUCCAGCACCUCUGACGCCAAACCACCUCAUAACAAUGAAGUCUAAAGUGUUCCUUCCUCCCCCAGGAAACUUCCAGAAUGCAGAUAUCUACUCGAGAAAGCGAUGGAGGAGAGUACAACACCUCAUUAAUGAAUUCUGGAGUAGAUGGAGAAAGGAGUUCCUUCAGAACCUUCAGGUCCGCCAGAAGUGGACACGCCCACAACGCGAAACUUGUGUUGGAGACAUUGUCAUUCUGAAGGACAACAAUACUCCAAGAAAUCAGUGGCCCCUAGCGCGUGUUGCCAAACUCCUGCCAUCUGAAGAUGGACACAUUCGCAAAGUGAAACUUACCUUGGGAGACCCCGGAAUAGGUAAUAGUGGUAAGCGUAAAGGUCCUCUUCAAGAAUUAGAGCGUCCUAUUCAUAAACUGGUGUUACUGUUACCGCAAGAAGACCAAUAG